AUGAUGGCCACUAAAAAACAGACCUUUGUCUACAAGACAGACCCGGUCCCUAUCCAGCUCGACCUCUACCUGCCGUCAACCCCGCCCAGCGACGGCAAGGGACUGCCCCUCCUAGUCUGGUUCCACGGCGGCGGGCUCCUCCAGGGCAACCGUGACGGCGUGGCGCCUCACCACCUCAACGGCGUCACCAAGCACGGCUACGCCCUGGUCAGCGCCGACUACCGCCUCAGCCCCCAGGUCAGCGUCGGGGAUGUGCUGGAAGACGUCAAGGACUGCCUGACUUGGAGCGCCACCGAGCUGCCCAAGCAGCUGGCAGCAGCCGGCAGCAACAAUAGCGCCCUGCUGGACACGACGCGCAUCGCCGUCUCAGGAAGCUCCGCCGGCGGAUACCUGGCACUCCUGGCCGGCCUGUACGCCACGGGGCCGGGCAAGCCCAAGGUCGUGCUGCCGAUAUACCCCAUCACCGACCCGCUGGGCACCUUCUUCACCACCCCGCAGCCCCACCCGGCGGGCCACAUCGAGAAGGCCGCCCUGGAGCCGUACCUCGACCCCAAGGCGGUGGUGCAGACGCGCACGGCCUGGGAGGGCGACCCACGCGCCAAGUUCUACUUCUACAUGCUGCAGGAGGCCAACCUGGCGAAGCUGCUGCACAUCCAGGACGGGGACGACACGUUCAUUGUGGCGCCGCAGAUCCGGAGGCGGGGGAGCUUCCUGCCGACUUUUAUCGUGCACGGGGACGCUGACAAGUUUGUUGGCGUGGAGCAGUCGGACGAGGUCGUGGAUGCGCUGAGGGAUGUCGGCGCGGUCGUGGAGUAUGAGAGGCCCGAGGGGUUGGAUCACGUCUUUGACCUCAACGAGGAUGUUGAACUGGAAGGCUACUAUACGUUCUUGAAGAAGCAUAUAUAG
Diaporthe citri is the source of this 906-nucleotide messenger RNA. RefSeq lists its product as uncharacterized. Bases 1 to 906 code for a protein of 301 amino acids. The record is from RefSeq and is a predicted model, not a curated record. Lineage: Eukaryota; Fungi; Ascomycota; Sordariomycetes; Diaporthales; Diaporthaceae. The transcript has a single exon.